Messenger RNA from Caretta caretta (loggerhead turtle), 1881 nucleotides. RefSeq lists its product as uncharacterized. Lineage: Eukaryota; Metazoa; Chordata; Testudines; Cheloniidae. The record is from RefSeq and is a predicted model, not a curated record.
GCACAAGCAGCCGGGCGAGGGGCAGGCUUUCCUAGGCGGAGCUGCGCCCUAGGCUCGGCUUCUCGGGAGGGAGCCUGGGCCGAGCCUGCUUGCCCCUGCGGAGCAGGGUGCAGCUUCUGACUCGGACUCUGCUCCUGCUGAGUGCACUAGGAGCCGGCUGAGGUGAUUGCUCAGCCGUGGAGGAGACGAUUGGCAGGGUGAAUCGCUGUGGCCUCUUUGACAAAAGUCAGUCACUUGUCGUUAAAUGCAGUGGUGUGGGGCUAAGGGGUUUUCUCUCCCUUUCCACGUGACCGGCCCGCGCUGGAAGAACUGGGUGCUGGGCGGAGACCGGCGUUUUUAGGAGGAGGCACACCCAGCUUGGGGCCACCUUUGUGUGUUUUCCCUCCGCCCCUGUCCCAGGGUACCGAAGGAGAGUGACGCUCUUGGCAGCCGCCUGUCAAAACGUCCUCGUCACCGCCACUCGGCCAGCUGCUCCUUGAAAGGGGCAGCAGGAUCCGCCAGCCCGGGAGGGCUCUGUUACACUCCCGCUGACCCGGGAGAUGCGGGGACAGGCGGCGCCAGCCCCCCCAGUUAGUCAUUAGUAUCCGCACUCGACGAGCACUGCAGAACCAGCACAAUUAAGCCUUGGUCUACACUAGGAGUUGAAGUCAAAUUUAGCAGCGUUAAAUCGAUUUAACCCUGCACCCAUCCACAGGACGAAGCCCUUUUUUCCGACUUAAAGGGCUCUUAAAAUUGAUUUCCUUACUCCACCCCCAACUAAGGGUUAGCGUUGAAAUCAGCCUUGCCGGGUCGAAUUUGGGGUACUGAGGACACAAUUAGACAGUAUUGGCCUCCGGAAGCUAUCCCAGAGUGCUCCAUUGUGACCGCUCUGGACAGCACUCUCAACUCAGAUACACUGGCCACAUAGACAGGAAAAGGCCCGCGAACUUUUGAAUUUCAAUUUCCUGUUUGGCCAGCAUGGCAAGCUGCAGGUGAGUGCAGAGCUCAUCAGCAGAGGUGACCAUGCAGAGCUCAUCAGCAGAGGUGACCAUGAUGGAGUCCCAGGAUUGCAAAAGAGCUCCAGCAUGGACCGAACGGGAGGUACGGGAUUUGAUCGCUGUAUGGGGAGAGGAAUCCGUCCGAUCAGAACUCCGUUCCAGUUUUCGAAAUGCCAAAAUAUUUCUCAAAAUCUCCCAGGGCAUGAAGGACAGAGGCCAUAACAGGGACCCGAAGCAGUGCCGUGUGAAACUUAAGGAGCUGCAGCAAGCCUACCAGAAAACCAGAGAGGCAAACGGCCGCUUCGGGUCAGAGCCCCAAACAUGCCACUUCUAUGAUGAGCUGCAUGCCAUUUUAGGGGGUUCAGCCACCACUACCCCAGCCGUGUUGUUUGACUCCUUCAAUGGAGAUGGAAGCAACAUAGAAGCAGGUUUUGAGGACGAGGAAGAUAGCUCACAGCAAGCAAGCGGAGAAACCAGUUUUCCCAACAGCCAGGAACUGUUUCUCACCCUGGACCUGGAGCCAGUACCCCCCCGAACCCACCCAAGGCUGCCUCCCAGACCCGCCAGGCGGAGAAGGGACCUCUGCUGCAUGUGUUUCAAGGAUCACAGGAUCUUCUCCUUCCCAGAGGCUAGCGAAGAUUAGAAGGCGAAAAAAAUGCACUCGUGAAGAAAUGUUCUCUGAGCUCAAAGGAUUCAAUGCUGAGGCUGCUGGAGGAUCAAACUAAUAUGCUCCAGCAUAUGGCUGAGCUGCAGAAAAGGCAGCUAGAGCACAGACCGCUGCUACAACCCCUGUGUAACUAACCGCCCUCCUCUCCAAGUUCCUUAGCCUCCUCACCCAGACGCCCAAGAAUGUGGUGUGGGGGCCUCCGGCCACCCAGCUACUCCACCUCAGAGGAUUGCCCAA